AUGAGAAAAAGAGCGCAGAUAAAAGAUGGCAUCUACAGUUAUGUGUACAUCUCCAAGGACUACGGGCUGCUGAUCACGAUGAUCACGAUGACAAUCAUUUGGGGGACGGUGCCCGCGGUAGUGGCGGUGCUGACGGGCCGUGUGUUUGAUGUGAUGCAGCAGCUGGCGCAGAUGAAGUACAAUACACAGGCGGAGUUUCUGCACGUGCUGCUGGUACGCUCGCUCGAGUUGGGCUCGGUGGGGCUCGUGCAGAUCCCGGUGCAGUGGAUAGCAAUUACGUCGUGGAUGCUUCUGGGCGAGCGGCAGUCGCUGCGCAUCCGGCGCGAGCUGCUGCGCUCCUACCUGGCGAAGCCGAUGCAGUGGUACGACAAGAUCGAUGACAUCAACGGCAUGUACACAAUCACGAACAGGUGCGUGGAGGAGGCGCGUGCGAGCUGUGCCGAGGCUUCCGGCGUGCUGUUCCAGAGCGCGGUGACGGCUCUGAUUCUCGCGGUGACGGCGUUUAAGUUCUCCGCGAAGCUGACCGUCGUGACGCUUGCAGGUGCACCGCUGCUCGCCCUGCUCACGGUUGUCUUUUCGAAGUUUGUACAGAAGUAUGCGGCCUUGGAGAACGAGCAGACGUCCAGUGCGUCCUCUACUCUUUCGUGGGCCUUGAAUUCGGCGACCAUGGUGAAGCUUUUUGGGACGCAGGAUCUGGAGCUGCGGAAGUUCAACAAAGCAGUCAAUUUAUCCAAGAAAUACUUUGUGCGGACUCUCAUAUGCUCCUCUAUAAACCAGGCCGCCAUGCGCUUCCUCUCCCUAAUGAUGUUUGUUCAGGCGUUUUGGUACGGAUCGAUUCUGAUUCAGCGGGAUGAGGUGGAGACCGCGGCCGUAAUCACGGUCUUCUCUGCGUCUGUUCUCCUUUCUUCGUCCAUUAACGCGAUGCUAUCAAAGGUGGUCCUGUUGCAGAAGGGGAAGGUGGCUUGCCGGCAGAUUGCAGAAGCGGUGAAUGUUGAGCCGGAGGGCAGGCCGAACCAGUACGCAUUUCCCUAUGAGGUGGGCCAUAUAAUUGCAUUGGAGGACCAGCCUUCAGAAAUAGUGUUUGAUCAGGUUUCCUUCAACUACCCAGCAAGGCCAGAUACCAAGGCGCUAGACGGAGUCUCUCUCACGUUUAGACCGAACCAGAUAACUUUUAUUGUGGGGAAGUCCGGCUCGGGAAAAUCAACGCUGGGCAAUCUGCUCCUCAAGUUCUACAGCGAUUACGAAGGUAUCAUAACGGUCAACUCAACCAACUUGCGCGGAAUAGACAGAUCAUGGCUGUUGCAGAAUAUCACGCUGGUCGAGCAGUCAUGCACUUUGUUUAAUGGUACUUUGUUUGAAAACAUCACACUUUCCGCGAAGCCCGUGAAUAAAACAGCCGGCGCUGUUAAGAGAGCAUGCCAGAUGGCUCUGCUCGAAAAACUCGUUUUCGACCUUCCAGAAGGACUUCAUACCAAAGUGGGUAGUGGCGGCAUUAGUAUGAGUGGUGGCCAACAGCAGCGGGUGGCAUUGGCCAGAGCAAUUUUGAGAGACGCUCCUGUGCUGAUCCUCGAUGAGGCUAUAUCUGCAUUAGACAUAAUACAUCGGGACCUGCUUAUGGAGGUUAUUCGCAGUUGGAGGGCCGAUAAGACAACAAUUAUUUUGACCCACGAACUAUCACACGUGUUGGAUGACGAUUAUCUUUAUAUGAUGGAGCACGGUCAGGUGAUCGAGCAGGGAUAUAAGUCAGAGCUACUUUCAAACCCUAAUAGUAGAUUCCGCGCAUUGAAUAGGCUUCAAAAUUCGAAGAAUGAGCGGGCUCUUGAGGAGAGAAGAAGCUUUGCCAUCGAGAAUAAAUUGGAGCAGGAAGAUGAUGCUAUAUCUUCUACAUCCGCAGGCGAUGAUAAAUUUGAUACGAUAGGAUCUAGGAUCUUUUCUGCCAGAUUGAGUGCCUUUUUUAAAGACGGUAUACCUCAAGACAAUACCCUUUAUUCCUCUCCUCGCAGGGCUCGUAGGAGACGGGUGGUCCAGUCGGCGUCGAUCGAGCUAAAGGAUUUCGACUUAGAAGUGCAAGAAGAGCAGGCCGAAACCCCACCUGUCAUGCUAGCGCUUCGGACUCUCAUGCUUAAAAUGUUUGCUCGGGUGAAGAUUCCCCCUCUGGUUGCUGGUAUAGGAGCGGCAUUACUAUCCGGAGUUGCCAACCCAGCUUUCUCAUACACAUUUUCCAGGUUAUUGGAUGGUCUACUUUACGUACCAGGGCGCCAUAUUGAGUCUUCUUACUUAUUGAAAUGGUCAUUGGUUGUUAUUGGGAUCGCCAGCUUUGACGCUGUGUUCAACUUCCUGCAGCUGUUCCUGCUGGGCUUUGUAAGUGAGCAGUGCGUCAGACAGCUACGUGGAAAUAUGAUGCAAUUGGUCCUAAAGCGGGAUCUUCACUGGAUUUCACAAAAUAAAUCGUCCGAGAUUACCGCACUUACUAUGAACGAUCUCAGAGAUUUAAGAAAUGUUACUUCGAUACUGUUGAGUUCUUUGACGUCCCUCUGCGUCCUUGCCAGUGUCGGCCUUAUAUGGGCAAUUGUGAUUGGGUGGAAGCUUACUCUAGUAUGCUUGUCACUUCUGCCAUUAUUCAUAGGGGUUAUUACCCUAUAUGGAAUGUUUGUACAGAAGUCCGAAGUUCAGUACAAGACUGCUGUUUCACAACUGGAGAACUUGCUCUCAGAAAUUGUGAAAGGAGUUAAAACGAUCAAGUGUCUACAAUUGGAACCAUAUUUUCAGGGCCGUUAUGCGACGAUGGAAAAAUACCUGAAGAAGCAAAUGCGGCGAAGAUCAAUCUUGUAUGGCUCAGGUCUCGCUAUAACCUCCUGUUUGGUUAUAUUAUUACAAACCAUUCUCUACUACUAUGGUAUUAGAUUAGUUGUGACCGGGGAGUACGACUCCAAGCAAUUAUUCCAAACCUUUACCUUGAUCCUUUUCACUACCAUGAGCAGCGUUGGCCUUCUUUCUGCGCUACCCUCAUCUUCACGCGGCCAGAGAGCAGGAACUUUCGUAUUUGGUAUGUUGGAGGAACCUCUGCCAGAACCCGACAACUACUCGGCGGUCUUGCGGAAAGCCCCAACUAACCACUUUUCGAGAGAGCCGUUGGUGGUACUUCGGGCUCUAAACUUUGCGUAUCCCGCAGCAAAAGAUGUCCAAAUCUACAAGAAUUUCAACCUGCGCAUUAACCAAGGUACCAAGGUAGCGAUUGUCGGUGAAUCCGGUUCCGGAAAGUCUACACUUUUCUAUCUAAUAUGUGGACUCUAUCCGGUCAAGCCUGCAUCCCUUUUCAUUGAUGGGACUGAUAUCUGCAACUGGGAGAUGUCAGCCCUCAGAAAAAUAAUUGCAGUCGUCGAACAGAAACCAAGGUUUUUUAAUGGAACUAUUAGGGAAAACCUUGUAUAUGGGCUAGAGGGGACUAUCACGGAUAACGAAAUAUAUGAGGUUUUGGCUGAAGUCCGCAUCAUCAAUUUCGUCCGCAGCUUGCCUGAAGGUUUAGAAACGCGUGUUGACACAAAUUUGGUCUCUGGAGGCCAGCUGCAGAGGCUGUCAAUAGUGCGGGCGUUGUUGAGGAGGCCAACACUGUUGAUUCUGGACGAGUGCACCUCGGCUCUGGAUGCGGCGAAUGCCAAUGCGAUCGCCAAUGUCGUGAGAAACUCAUUGCAUGACAUUACGGUGAUUGUCAUAACCCACAGCAAGCAGAUGAUGAAGAUGUGUGAUAGAAUCGUAGUCUUGAAGAAUGGGGCUGUGGCCGAGGAUGGAUCCUUCGACGACUUAUUUAGAGCUCGCGGAGAAUUGCAUAGAAUGGUUACCACCACAGCCGGCUGA
Messenger RNA from Eremothecium gossypii ATCC 10895, 3855 nucleotides. It is a transcript of the gene STE6, whose product is annotated as ATP-binding cassette a-factor transporter STE6. The coding region runs from base 1 to 3855 and encodes 1284 amino acids. The transcript has a single exon. Gene Ontology annotation, cellular component: membrane. Gene Ontology annotation, biological process: transmembrane transport. Gene Ontology annotation, molecular function: ATP hydrolysis activity; ABC-type oligopeptide transporter activity; ATP binding. The record is from RefSeq and is marked provisional. NCBI's taxonomy places the organism in Eukaryota, Fungi, Ascomycota, Saccharomycetes, Saccharomycetales, Saccharomycetaceae.